Closterium sp. Naga37s-1 is the source of this 280-nucleotide messenger RNA. NCBI's taxonomy places the organism in Eukaryota, Viridiplantae, Streptophyta, Zygnematophyceae, Desmidiales, Closteriaceae. The record is from the annotation of a GenBank genome assembly.
CACACUCCACCUACUACACGCGCUCUUGCUGCAGAGGGCACCAUCAGCAGCAGACAGAAUGGAGCAGUUAUCAGUGGCAGGGAGUGUGGAGGAGGUGUGGGCAGUGGCGGGUGGAGACUCAUGGGCCACCAUACCCUGCCACAGCACAGCAUCUCCCGGCACUCUGCUGAACGGGACUCGCAUCACCCUCUCCCGCACCAACGUGGAGGUGCAGUGCAUUUAUGCCAACUCCCACUUUACCAUGGGCCAUUAUGCCCCCUCAGCCCCUCCUUCCACUUAA